UUUUGUGUAAUCUUGACAAUGUUAUUAUGUGUUUCAUAUUAUUACAUAUGUUAGAUGAAAUCGCGCUAUGUGAAACUAAACAGCUAUGAAUAUAAUGUGGAUAACGUGAAUUUUAUGUUAUAAAUUUUCGUUGAAGAGUAUAAUGAGUGAAUUUGUAUGGUAGCCUUGAUUUUAGAGUUUGGCUGUUCGAUAAGAGGUUAUAAAGGGUAUUAAUUUUUUAGUUUACAUAUGAUCAUGCGUUUUUUUGCUGUUUAAAAAUUUAUUUCGUAGACGCAUGAGAUUUUUUUUUUUUUUUUUUUGCCAUGUCUAAUCUUUGGGCAGUGAAUACUCUUGGUAAAAUAUAUGUGCUGUCUACCGCUGAAGAUAAUUGGCAUGAGGUUGAAACCAAUGGUAUUGAUAUUAAAAGGAUCUCGGCUCAUGAAUUUUUCACUUGGGCUAUAGGAGGAGAUCACCAAAUUUAUAUUUAUGUGCCUACAAAGGAUAUUCCUAUUCGGUGUCGUGUUAUCACCUUCGAAAAUGAGAGAUGGAAUCCUAUUCAUGGAUUUUGCUGUAUGUUAUUGCCCACUGAUCGUCCACAGUGGAGUAAUAUGGAUGGCUUAGCUUCAUUGCCAAAAGAAAAUUUCCACCUUCCUUCAAAGAGUUGGGAAUGGGAAGGAGACUGGUAUGUGGAAGAUAAUCUGGAGGGUCAACCUUUGGAACCUGAGGGAUGGACUUAUGCAGCUGAUUUUCCUGCUACUUACGGGCCUAAUAAAAGUUGGAAUUCUUGUGUAAGAAGACGUAAGUGGAUUCGUUAUCGGCGGUUCUGUGCUACUAACAAAUGGUCUUUGAUUCCAAGCAUACAUGAAGAUCCUGUGUUAGAGCCAUUUAUAGAUGUAUCUGUGAAUGGUACAGAAAUUCCUGGAGGAGAGUCAAAUAAUUUUGCUGUGUGGGCUGUGACCAUAAUGGGUAGAGUGAUAUUUCGUUAUGGUGUCACAGAAAUAUCUCCAGAAGGCAGUGGAUGGGUACCCAUUAAAACACCAGAAGAAUGUGAUGUUAACCAAAUCUCUGUGGGGCCAACAGGUUUAGUAUGGGCCAUCACCUGGUCUGGUAGUGCUAUAGUUCGCAUUGGUGUUACAAGAGAAAACAUAAUGGGCAGUCACUGGAUUAAAGUUGAACCACCUAGUCCUGAAGAUUUGCUUUCUCAAGUCAGUGUUGGUAAAAAUGUUGUGUGGGCCAUAAGCAAAGAUAACAAGGUGUGGUUCCGUAAAGGAAUAAAUGGAUUACACUCUGGAGAAAAUGCAGAUGAUGCUACCGGUAGUGGAUGGAUAGAAAUGUUCGGCACCUUAGCUAAUCUUAGUGUUGGUGUUAAUGAUCAAGUAUUUAGCAUUAGUGCUGAUGCCCGCAAUAUUCAACUCAGAACUGGAAUUAAUGAUUCUGAAUUGUGUGGUCGAACUUGGAAGGUUAUCAGUGCUCCGUUAAAGUUAUUACACCAUUCAUCUAGUUUUUCAAGUUUAGAUUCUUUAUCCAUUUUAUCACAUAAAGAUUCUCUUUAUACAUCAGACUCUUUCUCAUCAAGCAGUAGAAAUCAAAGCUUUCGAAAGAAGAGUGGUGACAGUGUCAUUUCUUGCCCACCAGUUUCUAAAUGUGAAGAACGUUCUGAAUGUUCUAUACUAGAAUCUAAUUUAGAACGGUCAGAGAGUUCUUCAAAUUCUAAAUUAGAUUCUGAUUUAGGUGAUAUAUUUUACAAGUCAGAAAAAGAAGUACCUAAUAUUGAUGAAGACUUAACUCAUAGUCAUAGUCCUAGUCAUAUGAGAUUUGAUAGUAUAUGUAACCGAACAUCAUCUUAUUGUAGCUUGGAUGGAAGUACUUACACUGUAGAGCAGUCUGGAUUGCUAUGGCAUGCUCCUACUGAUGUAGAUUAUCAGAUUUGUGCUGAUGUUAUGUGGGUGUGGAUUAGCGGUAGUGGAUGUACUGUAAUAUCUGAGACAUUGCCUAAUUGGUUUUCAGAAGGUGGUUCUGUUUGUAAAAGUGCUGUAGAUGAACCAUGGUUUAAUGAUGUUCUUUCCCAGCUGAAAGACAGAUAUACUCGGGAAAUGCUUCGGUUUUCUUCAUAUCCCAAAGCUGUUGAAAAGAGUACCUGGGUGAAAACAGUGACAUGUCGCUGGUAUAAUAAUAAUAGUUGGGUAACUUGUCUGCUGGAAUUACUUCAGUGUGAAAAUGUUAAUAAAAGUACUUUGACUUGUCAUCACAAAAAGGAUCAGGUUGUGAUUCAGUUAACCCAUAUCACAUGUGUAGCGUGCCUUCCUGAUUGGAAUAAAAAUGUUUUAGCAAUUCAUACAGCCAAAAGAACUAGCAAAGGUUCACCAUACAAAUUUUCUUUUACUUCUAAUGAUGAUUUAGAAGAAUGGUUAUCUACCUUAAAUGCAUCCUGUCGUAAUGUGAACAGUUUACCAUGGAUCCCUGAUAAAAAAUCCAUAUGGUCACUUACAGUCACUGGUGAUGUAUAUGUUUACUGUGCCAAUUCUGCUGACAUGGAAAAGCCAAUAGCUAUGAAAUGGAGCCUUCUUGGUGGUGGUCAUUUACGAUUAGUUGAGACCUGUCCAUUUGGUGUUACUUGGGGCCUAGGUUAUAAUUGUACAGCUUGGGUUUAUAGUGGUGGAUUUGGAGGAGGACCAUAUCAUGGAGCACCUGGGUGCAAUACUGCUGUUGGUCCCAUGUCUGAUGUCAGAUGUUUGUACAUUUAUGAAAAUCAAAGGUGGAAUCCCUUGUCAGGUUUUACUGCUAAAGGCUUGCCUACUGAUCGCUACAUGUGGAGCGAUCAAACAGGAAGGGUAGAAUGUACAAAAGACAAUACACAUUUACCAUCUGGUCAUUGGCAGUGGAUUUCUGACUGGUGUAUAGAUUAUAAAACUCCUGGGGGAGUAGAUAAUGAAGGUUGGCAGUAUGCUACAGAUUUCCCAAGGUCAUAUCAUGGGUAUAAGCGUUUCACAGAUUAUGUUAGGAGGAGGAGGUGGUAUAGGAAAUGUAGAUUAACUACUAGUGGCCCUUGGCAGCAACUGGGUAAUACUCCUUUACUUGAUGUAUCAUUCCAAGUUGAUUCUUGCUGUGAAAAUGAUUCCAUAGCAGUGUGGGCAGUAGCAAUAAAUGGUGAUGUUCUGUAUAGAGUUGGAGUAUCUGAGAGUUGUCCCAAGGGAGAAAACUGGAUUCAUGUUCCCACUGAAAAAUCAUUUUGCUCAAUAUCUGUUGGGGGAGAUGGAGCUGUAUGGGCAAUUGCUAAAGAUGGUUCUGCUCAGUUACGACAUGGUAUCACAUCAUCCAAACCCACAGGUCAGUAUUGGUGCCAUGUAGAACCUCCUCAAGUUGGCAGCCCUUUGCGUCAAAUCUCUGCUGGCAGGACUAGAGUUUUUGCUGUUGAUGAAUCCUGUAGAUUAUGGUCAAGGCAAGAAAUAGUGCCAAUUUUUAAAGAAGGAACUCAUUGGAAGUGGGUGUCUGAUGAUGUGAAACAAGUAUCUGUUGGUCCUAUGGAUCAGGUUUGGUGUAUAAAAAAUAAUUUUGUGACUCUGUCAGGAGUGAUCUCAGGUGUUGUGUGCAAACGGUGUGGAAUUACAGAAGAAAAUCCUUGUGGUACCGACUGGGAACAAGGCAUAGGUGGUUGCUGGAAUCAUGUAACAAUUAGAGGUUGUCUCUUUGAACAAAAUAAAAAUAAUAUGAAGUGAGUAUGAUAGCAAUAGAAAAUUUAAUGAUCUCUCAUUCCAUAAUAUUGUUAAAAUGCUUUGCUUAUUACGUUUACUUUCCAAAAGUUAAAUGUGCAAGCACACAAAGGUUAUCUGUUUUAAGAUAUUCACGUAUAACAGCAAAAUUUAGUAUUUUCUUAAGAAAAUAACUGCCGUUAUUAUUAUUGACAGUUGAAAUAUGCUGAUUUUUUAAAAUUUUAUUUAAAUGUUCAAGUCAAAUUUAUGCAUAUUAGAUUACUAAAAAUUAUUAUGAAAUUUGUGCCUUUGGUGACUAUUUUUGAAGAAAAGCCAUUUCCUUAUGUCAUAUUUAUUAUAUAGGUUAAUUUGAUUAUUUCAGCUAUUUAUAUAAAAUUUAGAAAAAUAUUUUUAACUUUUCAAACUUCUGAAAAUUAAUUAUUUACCUAUCAGUAUAUUAAUUCAUAAUUAAAAUU
Molecule: messenger RNA, 4144 nt
Organism: Stegodyphus dumicola
Lineage: Eukaryota; Metazoa; Arthropoda; Arachnida; Araneae; Eresidae
Gene: Pex23
Product: tectonin beta-propeller repeat-containing peroxin 23
Cellular component (GO): membrane
Source: RefSeq, a predicted model, not a curated record